ACGGAUAGAGCGCAGGGAACAACAUGCGGCACCGGGCGCGGCGCUUUUAGACAGGAUAGAGGGGUAAUAGUGUGGAUGGUGGAGGAGGAUGAAAGGGUGAUAAUGUCCUGUGUAAAUGAAGCUUGGGGCUCUAAAUGGCAACAAGAUUGAGGUAAUGAAAACCAGCAAUUUGCAACUUCCCCGCCAUCAAAGAAAACGAAAGUAACACAAUGCGGCAUGAAGAGUGCAAGGUAGAGCAAAAGAAAAGGAAACGUUCUUGGUCAAACUUACGGUGGUGUCUCGGUGGUAAUAAUAGGCUUCAGGCUCUCCUUCUUGCGCUUCUUAGCCGCCGUCGACGAACCAUUGGCGUUGGCAUUGGCAUUGGCGGCUGCUGGCUGCAGUGGCUCUUGUGCGACGACGUCUUGGGUCUGUUGAGUGCCGUUCAUGAUGGGCUUUGUGGAAUGUGCAAGCUGGAAUGCGAGGUGUCGUCCGGGUCGGGUAGUGUGGGGGACAGGUUGGGGGGACAAGUCGAGCUCGAAGGUCCAGACUGGCAGUUCGAGGGCGGCAGUGCGCGCCGCUGUGACGGCCUGGGAUUGGUGAUGCUUCGUCCUGUGGGUGAGCAGUCUGAGCUCGGGUAUCCGAUUGCAGCGCAGCGACUAGAAGCAGCUGUGCGCAGUGUCAAUCCGUUAUUCCCGUCUGUGAUGGCUAGCCUUGCGCCUCGAUUGGUAUGGUAUCAGACAACUUGACAGUUGAUGCAGGUGGUUCCCGCGUGAAGAUCACGGUCGGACAAGUCGGGCUGCCAGUCGUUGGCAAUAGUAGGUGGGGUGGGAGAGAAAGUCAAGAGACACGAGCCGGAGAGAUCGAGGCGGGGGGAGUGAAGACCAAAAAUGACGAGCGGGAUUUUGCGAGAGAGGGGCGCAGCCGCAGCGUCGAUGUGCGAUGGCGACCAGGAGCGUGGCGACAGGAUCCACGGGGGAGCGAAAAGGAAGUGUGUAACUGGAUCUAAGGUGCGUCCAGUUACUAGCAGCACGCG
This is a messenger RNA of Colletotrichum phormii, 1012 nucleotides long. RefSeq lists its product as uncharacterized. The coding region runs from base 210 to 725 and encodes 171 amino acids. The transcript has a single exon. NCBI's taxonomy places the organism in Eukaryota, Fungi, Ascomycota, Sordariomycetes, Glomerellales, Glomerellaceae. The record is from RefSeq and is a predicted model, not a curated record.